Messenger RNA from Saimiri boliviensis boliviensis (Bolivian squirrel monkey), 1200 nucleotides. RefSeq names its product transmembrane protein 38A (gene TMEM38A). Lineage: Eukaryota; Metazoa; Chordata; Mammalia; Primates; Cebidae. Gene Ontology annotation, molecular function: identical protein binding; potassium channel activity. The record is from RefSeq and is a predicted model, not a curated record. Gene Ontology annotation, cellular component: membrane. Gene Ontology annotation, biological process: potassium ion transmembrane transport.
GCGAUGGCACGAGGGUCAGCGUCUGGGACGCCCGACCGUCCGGCUCCAUCCGUGGGGCUGGGCGUCCCCACCACCUGUCCCUGGGUGGGCCGUCGCCCCUCCUCUCCCGCGGGGGCCGGGCCUGGGGUGGCGCCUGGAGGGCGGGGGCGGGCCCAGCUGCGGGGGUGCAGUCACUGGGCCGCGGGCGGCGGGAGGGACGAGGCCGGGGCCCCGGGUGGCACCGGCGGGUGGGCGCCAUGGAGCUGCUCUCGGCGCUGAGCCUGGGCGAGCUGGCGCUCAGCUUCUCGCGGGUGCCGCUCUUCCCGGUCUUCGACCUCAGUUACUUCAUCGUCUCCAUCCUCUACCUCAAGUAUGAGCCAGGAGCGGUCGAGCUGUCCCGGCGCCACCCGAUGGCGUCCUGGCUGUGUGCCAUGCUGCAUUGCUUCGGGAGCUACAUCCUGGCUGACCUGCUCCUCGGGGAGCCGCUGAUCGAUUACUUCAGCAACAACUCCAGCAUCCUGCUGGCCUCAGCUGUCUGGUACUUGAUUUUCUUCUGCCCCCUGGACCUCUUCUACAAGUGUGUCUGCUUCUUGCCUGUGAAACUCAUCUUCGUGGCCAUGAAGGAGGUGGUGCGAGUCCGCAAGAUCGCGGUGGGCAUCCAUCACGCCCAUCACCACUACCACCACGGGUGGUUCGUCAUGAUUGCAACUGGGUGGGUCAAAGGUUCUGGUGUCGCCCUCAUGUCCAACUUUGAGCAGCUGCUCCGAGGGGUCUGGAAGCCAGAGACCAACGAGAUCCUGCAUAUGUCUUUCCCCACCAAGGCCAGCCUGUACGGAGCCAUCCUCUUCACCCUCCAGCAGACCCGCUGGCUCCCAGUGUCCAAAGCCACCCUCAUCUUCAUCUUCACCAUGUUCAUGGUGUCCUGUAAGGUGUUCCUGACGGCCACCCACUCACACAGCUCCCCCUUUGAUGCGCUGGAGGGCUACAUCUGCCCCGUGCUGUUUGGUGCAGCCUGCGGGGGUGAUCAUCACCAUGACAACCACGGUGGACCCCAUGCAGGUGGUGGGCCAGGACCCCAGCAUUCGGCCAUGCCUGCCAAGUCCAAGGAGGAGUUGAGCGAGGGCUCCAGGAAGAAGAAGACCAAGAAGGCAGAUUAGGGGGUGGCCCAAGGAGCACCAGGGAGACAACCCGGACCCAGGACCCUCUGAGGUGGGAAGCUUC